UGACGCGUUGCCACUGCGCGACUCCUCCAGGAUCAGAGCUAGAGCUGGAGUUUGUGCAGAUCUCAUGCAUCUGACCGAUGUCCUCUAAUGCACGCGGAGCCUGCGCGUUCGUUUGUCUAGUUUGCGUGUUUGUUUAUCUCAAGCGCUGAGAUCAAGAGAGCAGCACAGAAGUUUCCACUUCUCUACAGGAAUGUCCCAGAAGGAGAGACCCACUUUCUAUCGACAGGAGCUCAAUAAGACCAUAUGGGAGGUUCCGGAGCGCUACCAGAAUCUGUCCCCUGUGGGUUCUGGAGCUUAUGGAUCCGUGUGCUCCGCGUUAGACACAAAGACAGGCCUGAGGGUUGCAGUCAAGAAGCUGUCCCGGCCGUUCCAGUCCAUCAUCCACGCCAAGCGCACUUACAGAGAACUGCGGCUCCUCAAACACAUGAAACACGAGAAUGUAAUUGGUUUGCUAGAUGUUUUCACGCCCGCUACCUGUCUAGAAGGAUUUGAUGAUGUGUAUCUGGUGACGCACCUCAUGGGAGCAGACCUCAAUAAUAUCGUCAAGUGCCAGAAGCUGACAGAUGAUCACGUCCAGUUCCUCAUUUAUCAGAUCCUACGAGGAUUGAAGUAUAUUCACUCAGCAGACAUCAUCCACAGAGAUCUUAAACCCGGUAACUUGGCUGUAAAUGAAGACUGUGAACUUAAGAUUUUGGACUUUGGGCUGGCCCGGCUGACUGACGAUGAGAUGACGGGAUAUGUUGCCACCCGAUGGUACCGUGCCCCAGAGAUCAUGCUCAACUGGAUGCACUACAACAUGACAGUGGACAUCUGGUCGGUGGGCUGCAUAAUGGCUGAGCUCCUCACAGGACGGACCUUAUUUCCUGGCACUGAUCAUAUAAACCAGCUUCAGCAGAUAAUGCGCCUGACGGGAACCCCGCCAGACUCUCUAAUAAGCAGGAUGCCGAGCCACGAGGCGCAGAACUACAUCAGUUCCCUUGCUUAUAUGCCCAAGAGGAACUUUGCAGAUGUGUUUAUUGGUGCAAACCCAUUAGCGGUGGACCUGCUGGAGAAGAUGCUGGUUCUGGACACAGAUAAACGGAUCACUGCCUCGCAGGCUCUCGCGCACCCGUACUUCGCCCAGUACCACGACCCGGACGACGAGCCCGAGGCAGAGCCCUACGACCAGAGCUUCGAGAGUCGCGAACUGGACAUCGAAGAGUGGAAACAGCUCACGUAUGAGGAGGUGAUCAGCUUUGAGCCCCCCGUGUUCGAGGGGGACGGGAUGGAGUCAUGAAGGCUGCUCGACCUCCAGGACCUUCAUCCAUGCAGGAAAAUCACAUUCAAGUGCCUGCCAUCAUCAAGUGCUGGCUUUACAUCUGUUCUGAGCCUGCUUAUCCAUGCCUUCACACACACACACACAAAACACAAUGAGAAUGUAAGGUUUUGUGUUCUGUGACCCAGUAAUUUAAAGAGAUAGUUCACCCCAAGAUGAAAAAUCUUCCAAACCUGUGUGAGUUUCAUUCAUCUGAUGAGCACAAAAGCAUAUUUUGAAGAAUGUUGGUGUUUUUUUUUUUUAUGGCUACCAGCAUUCUUCAAUAUCUUGUUCGGCAGAAGAAACUCAUACAAGUUUGGAACGAUUUGAGGCUGAGAAAAUGACAACGUUUACAUUUUUGGGUGAAUUAACUACUAUUUUUUUUUCCUUUCUUUUUUUUUUUUUUGGCCAGAACACUUUCUCAUUAAAAAGCAAUCAGCAUUCUCACAACGUCAUAACAGCAUUUUAAGCUCACAGUUUAAUAUUCUUUCUAAAACCAUUUACUUUUGAACUCCGGUUGUAGCCAAUACAAUAAACAGAGGCCAGAAAAACUCAAGUAUUGUCAGAAUACUAAGUUUUAGAUAUGUAAAUAAAAUGGCACUGCUGUACAUAAAUGAUAA
Molecule: messenger RNA, 1914 nt
Organism: Carassius carassius (crucian carp)
Lineage: Eukaryota; Metazoa; Chordata; Actinopteri; Cypriniformes; Cyprinidae
Product: mitogen-activated protein kinase 14B-like
Exons: 12
Coding region: 191-1276 (361 amino acids)
Biological process (GO): intracellular signal transduction; protein phosphorylation
Cellular component (GO): cytoplasm; nucleus
Molecular function (GO): ATP binding; MAP kinase activity
Source: RefSeq, a predicted model, not a curated record